Molecule: messenger RNA, 438 nt
Organism: Daucus carota subsp. sativus
Lineage: Eukaryota; Viridiplantae; Streptophyta; Magnoliopsida; Apiales; Apiaceae
Product: ethylene-responsive transcription factor ERF039
Exons: 1
Coding region: 1-438 (145 amino acids)
Biological process (GO): regulation of DNA-templated transcription
Molecular function (GO): DNA-binding transcription factor activity; DNA binding
Source: RefSeq, a predicted model, not a curated record
AUGGAAACAAGAUCAACAAGUUCAAACUCUGUCGAAAAAGAAGCGCGCCCAGUUAGAGCAGAAGGGAGUGCAAACAAGCACACAAAUUAUAGAGGUGUUCGAAAGCGGUAUGGCAGUAAAUGGGUCUCCGAAAUUCGUGUGCCUCGCACAAAAUCUCGAAUUUGGCUAGGCACAUAUUCAACUCCAGAAAUGGCGGCUAGGGCACACGACGUUGCUGCUUUAUGCAUUAAAGGUGACAAGAAUAUUCUGAAUUUCCCACACCUAGUUGAUUCGUUGCCUCGUCCCGGCUCCACUUCUCCGGCCGACAUUCGAGCUGCGGCAGCUGAAGCAGCUGCCAUGGACUGGCCGGAACCCUCGGCUUCCUCGUCGGUGGAUCAUGAUGAUUUUUUUAAUGACUUGGAGGACAUAAAUAUAAUAAUGACUUGGAGCACAAACUAA